AUGGAGAAACCCACGAGUGAACCUAUCGUGCGAAAUGAUACCAAUUCAUCGGCAUCCUCUGUUUCAAUCAUCGAAUCGCCCAGAAAAUGCAAUUUAUCUUUCUCGAUUAACUUUGAUUUCAAUGAUGUCGAUAACGAAAAUUCGACCGAUUCUGAAAAUGCAGAUUUACAAAUUGAUAUAUCCGAAGUUGAUAAAUAUGAGCCGUCUAGUAAACAUAAACGAGAAGCUAUUGAAGAAGCAUCGGUACUUAAUAAAAUGGAAGAAGAGAUUGAGAGACAACUCGAUGCUAAAGCUGCCAAAACUAAUUUAACUGCCACUAACGUUAAAAAUAUAUUAAAACAUGUGAUCCCUUACGAACAUUUAAUGACGAUGAUACAAAAAUGGCUUGAAGAUACGGAAGAUGAUUUUAACUUUGGUCCCAAACUCACAAGAGCUAAAGCUAAAAAAUUAGCGGCUGCUCAGGUCAAUAUACCAUGGCCUAUCACUACAACACAGAAAGCUUCAUCGGAAGUGCAAGCUUUGAUUCAGGAGGAAUUGCCAGAAGAUUCAUCCGAUGAAGAAUAUAAUCCUGAUCAUGAUAAACAUACAGAGAGUGAUGAUGAUAGGGAAGUGGAAAAUACAGCAAAUAGUGAUAUGGAAUCACAACAAUCAACAUCAACAAAUAAUAGGAAUGUAUUUUGUCCUGAACAACAAAGGUCAUCGGAUAUACAAUAUGAUCCUGAAGGAAUUUUUAAAAUACCAGCUGUUCCACAUGUUGCAACAGAGGAAGAAAGUAUUGGUCAGAGAACACGUUCUAAAUUAUCUUUAAGUGAAACUUCUUUGGAGGAAAUAGAGCAAGCAUUUAUACCACCUGACAUAACUGCUGAUAUGACUGAUGAUUGGGAUUUUGAACUCGAUGAAGAUUGGGAUAACUUUUUAAAAGAAUUUACGCAACCUUUAACACAAGAACCAUUUAUAGAAGAUGAUCCAGAAGCAGAUCCAGAAUAUAACAUCUUAGAGGAUGAAGAAACAGAUUUAUUGGACAAGGAAGAACUCAGGACAGAUAAAGCAGUAGAAGUUCCUCGUAAAGAACAAUACGAUUUAAUUGCAGAAUUACUUGAAUUAACCCCUAUGUUCUCAACACAAGAAGAAGAAAUAUCAAGAAGAAAAAAGAUUCCAGACAAUGUAACUCCACCGAUUGAAACUAAUACCAUGAACUCUUCUAUGGUAGAUCUUUUACCGGUACUUGCAGAACCCGAAUUACCAAAAUUAGUAAAUUUUGAACAACGUCUUUUAUUAGCCACACAAUUUCGGCAACAUAUACAAUUAAUGGCACAGCAUUUUGUUAUGACUUACAUGCAUCCAGAAUAUCAUUCACUAUCAAAAACAUGUAAACAGAACUUGAAUAGCUUAAGAUAUUUGAGCAACGGGCCAAAUUCUGCAUUUAAUGCAGAGAACUUGGAAGCAGCUUUAAAAUUAAUAUCAACUUGGGAAAAAAAAUUUUCUGACACACAAUUCUAUACAGAUUUUAAACAGAAUAUAACAAAUAACAUUGUUAAAACUAAAACGUGUCAUACAAACAAGCGAAUAUAUAUUGAAGAAUUUCUUCCUGAAAUAAAAAAAUUAUUUGUCGAAAGUAAAGCUCUUAUGUAUCCAGCACUUUUACCGGAAAUACCUUUCAGGGGAGGAAUUAAACUUACAAAAUCUACAUAUUCAAAAUCAGAAGAAACUUUAAUUGCACUGGGCAUAGAACAAUUUUUACCAUUUGUUGCAUCUAGACCAAGAAAACUUCGCACAAAGAAAAUUCUAUUAGUUGAUGCUGCUCAACUUAUUUGUCACUAUCUGCUACCAUGUAGAGAUGCACAAGGAAUAUUAUAUCAUAUUAGAAAACGCCGUGUUUCUAAAGAUGGAAAUCCGAUUAAGCAUUAUUUUGAGAAAGGUUAUGCUCCUAGAAUAAUACAUCGCAUAACACUUGAUAAUAAGCCCAAAGCUCCAAAAGAUCAACCAAUAAGUAUUUUACCUUUAAGAUGGCAAAUUUAUCUCGGUAAUCAAAGAGAAUACAAAAACAAUUCAUUGAAAAAUAAUUACAUAUUUGAUUCAAACAGUACUCUUGGAAAACAGUGGAUUAACAUGAAUGCAAUAAUGAAGUCAUAUCCUACUGUCUCUAGCAAUCAUCCCUUAAGAAACCCAGUUGUAAAUAUAUUACCGAAAAUAUUACCUGCGACUGUAAACCCAAAAACCUUAAUUACUGAUAAAAAAGAUAGUCUUAGUAUAAAAAAAAAUACUAAACUCAAUGAUGACAAUGGCGAAAAACAAAUAAUUGAUAAUAAUAUACAAACUACAGGGAUGGUUACAGGAAUAAGUAAACCUAACAAAAAUUUACAUUCUAUAAAAACAGCUACUACAGAUGCAAAGAUGGUGCAGAUGGAUAAAUUACCUGAUGAACAAAAAAAUAAUACUAAAUUAAAUAAUAUAUCAGCUGGAAGCUCAAAGCUAUCCAAAGAUACAUCACAAAUAUCAGGAUUACCACAAAUACGUAAAACUACACCUCGAUUAGCAAAAACAAGAAGCGCACAGAAUAUGAAAUUGAUGGCGCAAGUUUUAGGUUCAAAAAGUUCGACCAACUGCAAUACAUUAAAAUCUAAAGAAAAAGAUAUCAUGGAUAAAAAUAUUGACGAACAUUGUACCGUAUCAAAAGUUGAUAAUGAGGAAGAGAUAGCAGAAUUAAUGCUAGCUAGUACUACAAUAAUAAAGGACCCUGUAAGUAGGAAAAAGGCUAAACAAACUAGAGAAUUGGAAAUUAUUAAAAGAUUAUUAAAAGCUGAUAAUCCAUUGACCGAAGAGGAGCGUGAAGCAAAAUUUGCAGCAUCAUAUCUUCAAAAAUUACACUUAUCAUUGGAACCUAAUAAUCCGGAAAUAUUUAAGACUGUGAUAAAGUUGUAUUUAGACUAUAGCGAAAAACUAGAAAAUAUUAACCAAACAGUUAUUGACCCAAUAUUUCCUGAAGAAUUUGCAACGAAUAAAGAGAUACAAGAUAGCGCGAUUAAAAAAGAUAUACUCACAAUCAGAUUAUAUCAAGAUGUCUGUAAAAGGUUGCAAAAUUAUCCAGAAAUGUGCACAGAUUUUCUAUUAUUUUUAAAGCCACAUCAAGCCACGAUGAUUGGUAAAUCCAUAGAAUAUAUGAUGUUACAAAAAAUGAAUGAUUUCGUCCAUAUUGCGCAAAUAUAUUUUGCUAAGCAACCAUCGCGGAUAGCAAAGAUGAUGCAGGCGAUCACACAACUUUCGUCUGAUCCGCACACAACUCUGGAAACUAUUCAUACCAUUAUAAGUCCAGUUUUUAAAGGCCAUCCACUCAUUAUGGAUUUAUUUUUGCAAGUUUUACCUACUGCAAAACCUCCUGAAAGCUUAUUUGUACCUCAUAUGUUUGAAAACUUGACAUGUCCAUUAGGACCUUACGAUAAGAACAUAAUUUAUACUGAAAAUGCACCAGAAUUAUAUGAAAAUAUAGAAUUACCUACAGCAUCAUAUCAGGAAGAUCCAUAUGGUGGAGAAAGUUGUAAAUGUGAUUGUCAUAACAUAGAUGACCCAAAUCUUAAAAAUAAAUCAGAACAUUGUGUUUCCUGUGGUACACGGUUUCUUAAUGGAAGAAUUUAUCUUCAAACGCCUGAAGGAUUGCGACCUGCAAAAAUUACAUUUCCUGGAGAGCAUCAGGAGAAACUGGAAAAUAUUGCGCGCGUAUCGUUAAAAAUAGUUGAUAAAGUCAUUCCACCAAUUUCGUCUAAAAAACGACGAAAAUCAUCGAAGAAUGAUUCUAGUCACGAAGAAAAUUGCCAGAAGCAAUGCGCUACAAAAUAUUCGCCAUUAAAAAAUAAUGAAGAUAACGAGAAAGUAGUAGCAAAGUCUAAAAAGAAUGUCAAACUUGCAAUUAAAACAGAUCAAAAGAAGGCUUUAAAAAGAAUAGGCACUGUAGACGAUGCAAUUGUGAACAAAAGAAUACGGAUGUCUCACUGCAGGAAUAAACGAGAAAAGAAGACUGAAGAAAUCGAUGUCUCAUUGGAACAUAAUGAACUUGAUAUUACAGAGCAUGAGAAAACGAGUGAUAUCAUAGAAACAGAAAUCAAUAGCUGUAUGCAAUCGUCAAUGCAAGAUAAUUUAUCAAGUACUGAAAUAAUUACACAAACUUCUGCAAGCAAUAGUGCUGAUUGUGAUUUAAAUUGUAAAAAAAUGGGUACAGAAAUAGCAAUCGUUGAAAAAAAAAUGACAAUCAAGAAUAAUAUCCAGUUAAAUUCUGAUUUAAGGAACACUAAACCGUGGACACGUCAAGAAGAUAUGAUUCUACUACAAAGUGUUAAGAAGGAAUAUUCUGAAAAUUCAUUUCAAUUAAUUAGUGAAAAAUUAAAUAAUCGUACUGUUGAUCAGGUGAAAGAGAGAUGUCAAACUUUACUUUCUUUAUUACAGAAAAUAAUGUAAUAAAUGUAAAUAUGUAUAUAUAUUAUAUAUAAAUUUGGAUCUCUAUGAAUAAUUAUAUAUUUUAAAUCAUUAUAAAGAUAUUUUAGACGAGAAUAAUAUAAUAAUAUUAUUAUAAAACAUCCGACUUUAUGUUGACAUUAAGAAUAUCUUUAGAAAAUUUGCCUAUAAUAGAAAAAAGAGAGAAAAAUUUAUCGAUCCCAAA
Molecule: messenger RNA, 4651 nt
Organism: Formica exsecta
Lineage: Eukaryota; Metazoa; Arthropoda; Insecta; Hymenoptera; Formicidae
Gene: mute
Exons: 15
Coding region: 1-4449 (1482 amino acids)
Biological process (GO): regulation of DNA-templated transcription
Cellular component (GO): nucleus
Molecular function (GO): transcription coregulator activity
Source: RefSeq, a predicted model, not a curated record